AAUGGGCAGCGGGGAGGGAACAGAUCCCACACGGGCAAAGUAGAUGAGGGACGGAGAGGGGAAAGAGGACGCUCGAGGGAGACUCAGCACACUGUAGAGAGGGGGGAGAGGCGAGAGAGAGAGAGAGAGAGAGAGAGAGAGAGAGAGAGAGAGAGAGAGGAGACGAAGAGAGUACAGAAAGUUAGGAGAAGCAGGGCAGCUCUAAGAGUAGAGCUCUGUGUGUGUGUGUGUGUGUGUGUGUGUGUGUGUGUGUGUGUGUGCGUGUGCAUUCGCGUGUUUGUGUGUGUUGUGUGUGUGUGUGUGUGUGUGUGUGUGUGUGUGUGUGUGUGUGUGUGUGUGUGUGUGUGUGUGUUUGUGAGUGUGCCCGGCACCAUCGUGCUCACAGCUGCAGUGUGAGCCAGGCUCUGGGAGGAGAAGUUGAAUUCCCCAGAAAGAGAGGGGUUUCUUUCUCCCCUCGGUUAAAGAAAACCCAAACUUAUAUCAACUAAAUAAAACAGCUACAGGUACCUGGUGUGUCUGGGGGGAAAACAGAGGAGAAGAAGGAGAAGAAGAAGAAGAAGAAGAAGAAGAAGAAGAAGAAGAAGAAGAAGAAAAAUAAUAAUACGAAGAACAAGUAGAAGUAGAAGCAAAAGAAGAAGAAGAAGAAGAAGGAGAACAAGAAGAAGAAGAAGAAGAAGAAGAAGAAGAAGAAAGGAGCUUAAGAGGUUCCCAUCAGGAGGGAGAGACAGAAAGAUGGAUUCAGACUCGGGGGAGCAGAGUGAUGGAGACCUCUCUCCAGGCCAGGAGAGCUUCAACUCGCGGUCCCUGGCCAUGCAGGCCCAGAAGAAGAUCCUCAGCAAGAUGGCCACCAUGGCCGUGGCCAACCUGCUGACGGAUGACACCAGCAGUGAGAUCCUGGACGAGCUCUAUAAGGCCAGCCGCGAGUUCACCAAGAGCAAGAAGGAGGCCCACAAGAUCAUCAAGGACGUCAUCAAGAUCGCCCUGAAGAUAGGCGUCCUCUAUCGCAACCACCAGUUCAACCCGGACGAGCUGGACACGGUGGAGCGCUUCAAGAAGAAGAUGAACCAGGCGGCCAUGACGGCGGUGAGCUUCUACGAGGUGGAGUACACGUUCGACCGGAAUAUUCUGUCGGAGCUCCUGCUGGAGUGCAGGGACCUGCUCCACUCGCUGGUGGAGCAGCACCUGACGGCACGCUCGCACGCCCGCAUCGACCACGUCUUCAACCACUUCGCCCACGGUGACUUCCUGGCCGAGCUGUACGGCGACGGGGAGGAGUACAGACUGAACCUCCGGAAGAUCUGCCUGGGCGUUAACAAACUGCUGGACGAAGGAACGCUUUAACCUCCUCCCAGCUCCGUCACGCUGAGCCUCCUCCAGCGCUCUGCUUCUGUUUCCGUUUCCCCCUCUGUGGGUCUUCUAGUUAUUGUCAUUGUAAAAUGUGCAGUUUCCACUCUCUACUCGCCCUUGUCUUUCCCACCAUUCCUGUAUUCCCCACCUAAACCAUUUACAAACAUGUCUCUCACCAGGCUCUCUCCUCUAUUCUUUUCACCAGUCUCUAUUUCGUCCUUCUCUUCCCACCACCAUAGUCUGUUCAACAUGUUGUUCCGUUGAAUCCAGUUGCAUCCAUUUCUAAUGGAUUGGUGUUGUGCCUGUCUAAGAGGACUUUAGACUCUCUGAAUGCCGACCCAGGAUUCCAAAGUAGAAGUCCUGCCAUGUUUUAUCUCCGCCCUUGCACAGAGACUGCUUAUUGUACUCAAACGUUGUACUUGUGGGUUGUGCCAAAAAGCUCAUCAAGAUGGGUGAGCGCGAGAGGCCUUUUACUUUGUGAACCUGGAGGUCCCAUUUCUACAAGCCUGUGCCACAGAUCUCCUCAGUUUGCCUUAUGUGCUUUAUGUACUUCCUUGUGUUACUCAACAUGCAUUCCCUCCAGAUUGCUGUGUCAGCAUCUUCCAAGCAUGACGCUGAAUGGUUUAGACAAAAUCAACGUGGAAGUGUAAACAAUUCUCUCACAGAUUGCCAUUAUAAAUGAUUCAAACAAAUCG
Molecule: messenger RNA, 2042 nt
Organism: Gadus macrocephalus (Pacific cod)
Lineage: Eukaryota; Metazoa; Chordata; Actinopteri; Gadiformes; Gadidae
Gene: tnfaip8l3
Product: tumor necrosis factor, alpha-induced protein 8-like 3
Exons: 2
Coding region: 733-1341 (202 amino acids)
Biological process (GO): regulation of apoptotic process
Cellular component (GO): cytoplasm
Source: RefSeq, a predicted model, not a curated record